Pygoscelis adeliae (Adelie penguin) is the source of this 1945-nucleotide messenger RNA. RefSeq names its product glioblastoma amplified sequence (gene NIPSNAP2). NCBI's taxonomy places the organism in Eukaryota, Metazoa, Chordata, Aves, Sphenisciformes, Spheniscidae. Gene Ontology annotation, cellular component: mitochondrion. The transcript has 9 exons. The record is from RefSeq and is a predicted model, not a curated record. Bases 2 to 790 code for a protein of 262 amino acids.
AAUGUACUUGUUAAUAUGUAGGGGGCUGGUAUCUUCAGCUAGCAGACCUCGUGAAGACAGUUGGUUAAAAUCGCUAUUUGUUCGCAAAGUUGAUCCAAGGAAAGAUGCUCACUCCAACCUUCUAGCCAAAAGAGAGACCAGCAGUCUGUAUAAACUACAGAUUCACAAUGUAAAACCAGAAUGUCUAGACGCCUACAACAAGCUUUGUCAAGAGGUGCUGCCAAAGAUUCAUGAAGAAAAACACUACCCAUGUGCACUGGUGGGGACUUGGAACACGUGGUACGGAGAGCAAGAUCAGGCUGUUCAUCUGUGGAGAUAUGAGGGAGGCUAUCCAGCUCUCAAUGAGGUCAUGAGUAAACUCCGUCAAAAUAAGGAAUUCACAGAGUUUCGCAAAGAAAGAGGUAACAUGCUUCUCUCACGCAAGAACCAAUUAUUAUUGGAGUUUAGUUUCUGGAAUGAACCUGUUCCCAGAGAGGGGCCUAAUAUUUAUGAACUGAGAUCCUAUCAACUUAGACCUGGAACAAUGAUUGAGUGGGGAAAUUACUGGGCUCGUGCAAUUCGUUUCCGACAGGAUAAGAAUGAAGCAGUUGGAGGAUUUUUCUCACAAAUUGGACAGCUGUAUAUGGUUCAUCACCUUUGGGCUUACAAAGAUCUCCAAACCAGAGAAGAUAUAAGGAACGCUGCGUGGCAUAAACCUGGCUGGGACGAACUAGUCUAUUACACAGUGCCCCUUAUUCAGGAAAUGGAGUCCAGAAUCAUGAUACCAUUGAAGAUUUCUCCGCUUCAGUAAAGUCACUGAUUUACUUGUGCCUACAUAGAUAAAGUGACAAGUAUUUGUCUUAAAUUAAUUUAUGGUAUACAUUGUAUAUCAUAGUCUGAAAUAUAAAAGUACUGUAUUGAGCUUAUAAAAGAGACCUCUUUUCUUCAGAAUCUAAUGACGUUUUGCUCUUAGGAUUGUACCAGGAAAAAAGAAAUCUAGGACUGUAAUUAAAGGGUUGGUUAAUUGAAAACAAGUACAAAGACAUACAUGAGUUCCUCUGUGAGACAGCUCCUCAGGUUAAGUAUGGCAUACAGUAUUUAAUAUCUUCUGCUACAUAGGCAAUGCCUGGUGUUCAGGAACAGCAGCAGAAUGGAGCGUUACAGUUGCUGUGGUCUUUGUGUUAGCAUUAUAAUGACUGCAGAUUUUAAAAACAAACGUGGGAGUUCUGAAAUUAGAAGCUCUAAAGCCCUCAGGCAGCUCUGAAAUACACCUAGCUGUUCUAGCAGGCCUGAAAUCAGUAAGUAGCUCUAAAUUUACAAAUAGGCAGUCAUUAAUUGAGGAUAAUACUGUUUGUCAGGUGAUAGCUUAUGGACAGAGAAUAGGGCAUUCUGUUUUGCAAGGACUCUGAAGCCUGUUGAAACUAAUUGCACAUUUGUGUAGAUAUCUACACCUGAAAUUAAUUUUGUGAAGUAUGACCUACAGUUUUCAAAGAGAUACUGACAAGAUGUGGUUGUCUGAACAUUCUGCAGGGAAUCAAAUUCAGUUAAAUACAUUUAUCUCUACAAAUAACUUGGAAGUCUAGGAAAAGGGGUUUAAUUUAAUAAGCAUUCAUGACUUCAGACAUAUGCUUGGUCGGGUGUUUCACUAACUGUACAGUAGGUACUUAUGAAUUGAUGUGUGAAACUGGCGCAUGUUGAGUCAAUAGGAUUGGCAUAAAGCGGUGUACCAUUAUGUCCAGUUCUAUUUUGGUUUCACUUUUAGACUAGAAAAUGUCAACACUUUUGGUGUCUGCAAUGAUGUGAACAUCCUGUAAGUGAAAAUAAUAUUCUCUCUUUAAAGUGGCUACAAGAAUCAGUGUAACAUACAGAAUGUACAAAUCAGUUACUGAUGUCCAGUUUGUACAUUUCAAUGAGUUUUCAGGAAGAACAUAUCAGUCAAUAAAAUCCUUUUAAUUUUCACAUUUUA